GGUCUCGGCAGUGUUCCUUCACCUCCCAUUUCAACUCUAUUUGGAUCGGCGUCAUCAGAAUGUUCAACACAGGUUACACCGCGUGAGAGACCCUUACUGCCCCUUCAAUUGGACGCCAUGAACGACAAACCGGCUACAGGACGCGGCUUUUUUCUCAUUGUUGAACGUCUCUCUAAUACUAUUCACUAUAGGAAAUUCUUCGGUCGUACUGUUGUGAUCACUGGAGCCUCUCGUGGUAUCGGCAAGGAGAUCGCAUUAAAAUUAGCGCAGGAUGGAGCCAACAUUGUCAUAGCUGCAAAGACGGCAACUGCUCAUCCGAAACUCCCAGGAACUAUCUAUACAGCUGGCGGAAGAAAUUGA
Messenger RNA from Cooperia oncophora, 360 nucleotides. The record is from the annotation of a GenBank genome assembly. Lineage: Eukaryota; Metazoa; Nematoda; Chromadorea; Rhabditida; Trichostrongylidae.